AUGGAGGAGCAACCUCAAAAGUCUCCGGAAGCCGGAGAGGACGUGUGUUCUCCCGAGCCACCAUCGAACGAGACUCUCGAUGCGGAUAUCCGCAGUGUGCUGACGCCCUCGGAGCGUUCGGCACCUUCUGAGCGACGCGAGGUCCACACGAGUGUCGCAGCUAUGAAUCUGACGGAUCUUCUGGCCGAGAAUGAGAAACUCAGAGUGGCUGCAGGGCUGAGCGAAAAUGAGAACUUCUCCUGGCGUCCCGGUGCGACUAUUCCUGCGCACACUGGGCUGCCAGUGGAGCCCCGCCAGACUCGUGGCUCUGUGUGCCGCAAGCGGGGCAACGUGGCAACAGACUUCUACGGUGACUGGAGCACAGGUUCUGCGGGCUUACCGCACUGGCACUACAAGAGCUCUAGUCCGUUUCGCAGAAGAUCGAAGACCUUGCCCAAAAUGCCUCGCUCGAGCUUGCAGACGAGUCCUUCAGCCGUGGAGGUUCUACCACCACUCAGCGCACUGCCAAUCUCUACACAUCUCGCAGAUGCCCGGCAGGCAGCCAUCUGCGCUGCACGGGGCACGAGCAGGUCUCUGCCUUGGACGGGUAGCUCUCAUCGCCUGCAGAGUGUUAGAUGCUCCGUGGUAGCGCUAUGGUCUACGAUCCGUGGUGGCCUUUUUUGA
This is a messenger RNA of Symbiodinium sp. CCMP2592, 663 nucleotides long. The record is from the annotation of a GenBank genome assembly. Lineage: Eukaryota; Dinophyceae; Suessiales; Symbiodiniaceae.